AUGCCACCCCGUAAAUCCAACGCCUCCGUCUCCGGCGCCGCAAAUGCAGGCCCAGCAUCCGCAGCACCCUCCCCACCCGUCACUUCCACCUCGGCGGCCGCCAACGCCGACGUCUCGAUGCUCUCGACCGCCACCACAACAGAGCCCAAAUCGCCGACAACAAAGAAGUCGUCGUCCAAAAACCAAGAUGACCCUGCAGGCAUCGACGACCUCCUGCUGCCUCGCUCCCUGACGAGCCGCAUUGCGCGGGGCAUGCUGCCACCCAACACGUCGCUGCAAAAGGACGCGGUGCUCGCGCUCACAAAGUCGGCCACGGUCUUCAUCUCGUACCUGGCAUCCACAGCCAACGAGCAGCGGCCGUCCGCCAAGACGGUCACACCACAAGACGUCCUGAAGGCGCUGCAGGAGAUGGAGUUGGAGCGGGUGAUGGGCCUCGGAGAGCGGAAUGAGGAAGGCGUCGUCGUGGGAGGCAGACUGGAGAAAGAGCUGGCGGUGUUUGAGGAGGUGGUCAAGGGGAAGAGGAAGGGGUAUCGGGAUAAAGUGAAGGCUAGGGAGAGUGGGGUUGGGGAUGAGACGAUGGAGGGCGGGGACGGGGAGCCGCAGGCGAAGCGGGCCAGAAGGGGAAGUGAGGAGGGCCAGGAUGGCGGAGAUGAUGAACAGGAUGAAGAGGAUGCGUUGUUGGAUGCGCAGCUGAAUGGGCCAAAUGGAGGUGUGGACCAGGAGGAGGAGGAUGAGCAUGGCGACGAGGGCGACGAGGAUGAAGAGGACGAGGCAGAGGAUGAGCAGCAAGAGGAGGCCGAGCUUGAAGACUCGAUUGAUGUUGAGGACGAGUCGGCUGGAAGGACACGGAGGAAAUCAGGAUCUAAAGGGAGGAGCUCAAUCCUAGCACCCAAUGGUCGCACGGAGGUGGGAAGUGAGGAUGACAGCGACUAG
Molecule: messenger RNA, 933 nt
Organism: Cyphellophora europaea CBS 101466
Lineage: Eukaryota; Fungi; Ascomycota; Eurotiomycetes; Chaetothyriales; Cyphellophoraceae
Exons: 1
Coding region: 1-933 (310 amino acids)
Biological process (GO): DNA damage response; leading strand elongation; heterochromatin formation
Cellular component (GO): epsilon DNA polymerase complex; CHRAC
Molecular function (GO): protein heterodimerization activity; chromatin DNA binding
Source: RefSeq, a predicted model, not a curated record